AUGCUAGAGAGCGGCGACGGGAGGCAGGGAGGGGAGCCGAGGACGAUGGCGCUGGGCGUGGUGUUCCACGGCGCGCAGCUGGCGCUGGAUCUGGCGGUGGCCGGGAUGUCGCUGGCGGUGGCGCUCGCCUUCUUCGCCCUCGUCACCACCGUGCUAUGCUCCGCGGCGUUCCUCCACCAUUCUAAACCCGCCGCGGCGUCAUAG
This is a messenger RNA of Miscanthus lutarioriparius, 204 nucleotides long. The record is from the annotation of a GenBank genome assembly. NCBI's taxonomy places the organism in Eukaryota, Viridiplantae, Streptophyta, Magnoliopsida, Poales, Poaceae.